AUGGAUGUGCCAAAUAACUCAUGUCCUUCACCAAAACUCCACACAAGACUCAGGCUGUGGGAGUUUGCAGAUCAAUAUGUAUUUGAACCGGUUGAUGGUCUUGCUGACUUGUUUUUGUCAGUUAGCCGGGUCAAUGGAUCAAUGAGUCUAGUGGAAGAGUUGCCACAGCGUGGUCCCUCUACAAAUCCAAAAGUUCAAAUAGUGUUUGGUGUCAUAGGAGUGCUCAAACUUGAAGUUGGGACAUAUUUUCUAGUGAUCACUGACCGUGAUUGUGUUGGAUCCUACUUGGGACAUGCAGUUUUUAAAGUGACAGGCCUAAGAGUUCUGCGCUGCAAUAAUUCCAUUAAUGCUUCUGCUGAGCAGAAAAAUAUGGACACAGAAUUUUUGGAACUUCUGGAUGCUGCAGAGAGGACCAUAGGCCUGUACUUCUCCUAUGAUUCCAACUUAACAGUAACUUCGCAGAGGCUACAUGAACUAGGUGAUGAAUUCAAGUCACUUCCACUUUGGAGACAGGCAGAACCAAGAUUUCUAUGGAAUGGCUACUUGUUGGAACGUCUUAUUGAGAACAAACUGCACCAGUACUUGUUACCAGUUAUACAAGGAAGUUUUCAAAGCAUCCAUGCAGAAGUUCGGUCAGAAAAGGUAAAUGUGACUCUUAUUGCACGAAGGUGCACACGGAGGAUAGGUACUCGGAUGUGGAGGCGAGGAGCAGAUCCAGAGGGUUAUGCUGCAAAUUUUGUAGAAUCAGAGCAAAUCGUGCAAUCAAAAGGAUUUACAGCAUCCUAUGUGCAGGUUCGAGGUUCGAUGCCUUUUCUUUGGGAGCAAAUUGUUGACCUGACAUAUAAACCAGGUUUUGAUGUUGUAAGAGUAGAAGAGGCGGCUCGUGUACUUGAGCGGCACUUUCAUGAUUUACAAAAGAAACAUGGGGCUGUUGUAGCUGUUGAUCUGGUCAAUACACAUGGUGGUGAAGGUCGACUCUAUGAAAGAUAUGCAAAAUCUAUUGAACCUAUACUUAGUGAAGAUAUAAGAUUUGUGCAUUUUGAUUUCCAUAAAAUAUGUGGUCAUAUUCACUUUGAGCGUCUUUCUCAGCUCUACGAUCAAAUUGAGGAUUAUCUCAAGAAGCACAAGUACUUCCUCUUGAGUGAUAAAGGCGAGAAAACUGAGCAGCAAACUGGCACUGUCAGAACAAAUUGUGUCGAUUGUUUAGACCGUACUAAUGUAACUCAGAGUAUGAUUGGGAGAAAACUUCUGGAAAGUCAGCUCCAACGAAUAGGUGUUUUUGGUGCUAAUGAUACAGUCAGUAACUUUCUAGAUUUUGAUGCAAAUUAUAAAGUUUUGUGGGCCAAUCAUGGAGAUGCAAUAAGCACUCAGUAUUCUGGGACUCCUGCUCUGAAAGGAGACUUCGUUCGGUACGGGAAACGAACUACUCAGGGAAUUUUAAAUGAUCUAUGGAAUGCACUUGCUAGAUACUACCUAAACAAUUUUGUAGAUGGUACUAAGCAGGAUGCCAUGGAUCUUCUUCAAGGACAUUACAUCUCCUCUGUUAGUCGGGACAUGGCACCUACAAGUAAAGCAGGACUUCUGGAGAAUUAUGCGUCAUUCCGUCUUGCUUUCGCAUUGGUUUUGGUAGCUGUUUCGUUCAUGAUUAUAUCACUAAGACAAGCACGGAAUGAUGCUCGCCACUUGGUGUUGUCACUUAUGUGGGCCGGUCUUUGCAUUGGCAUAUCACGAUAUGUAAGAACCAAUGGCCGUAUGUUCUGCAAUCGACCCCGUUUCUACCAGUCACGCCAUUGAUCGGUGCAGAGGGAUCGUUCCACGUCAAGUGAGCUUGCCAACUUGUCACGACACAAAUUUUCUGAAGAUUCUAUUCAUUUCAUUCUUUUUGUAAAGAACCUGGCCUCCCCAAUUUUGUUUCAACCCUUAACAUUCUUUUACACAUUGCUGCACAAUUUGCUUUCGUACACAUAGUACUAUACCUACUAAUAUAUCUGGCUCAACCUCUCAUGAUGGUUGUUCUUACCAUACUUUCCUCACGGAAGGAAAGAAUUGAUGCAUAUAAUUCAUAAAAAGCAUCACCGACAUUCUUACCGUAGCAAAUAUAGUAUCUUGACUCGAACUAGCUAGCUUAUGUUUUACGGCCUUUAUUUUAUUGUGGCGAACCAGUUAAAACUAAUGACUUCUGGAAGGAACAACUCAUUGUGGUGUUGUAAUGUUGCAGCGAAAACUGUUUGGUGGUGUUGAUUUGUAGGAGAGAACGUCUGGAAAUUCUGAUUGCACCGUCGAUGCACAAAACUGAAGACCAUGUGUGAUCUGUGUAAAGGCGCUAUCUGGUAUACAUCUGCAACCACGAGACCAGUGGCAAAACACUACCUAACAUUUACUUAAUGCAGAGCACCAAGACUCCUGCGGCUUAUAUUGUCAGAUGCCCAUUUGUUUUUAAAAUCUGUUCUUGUAGGCAACCUGGAAAUUCACAUGGGAUGAAUUUUCCCCCUGUUGUAUAGAACUUUUUCAGGUGGCAAUGUAGUUUUUAGUAUCUUAUGGAUUGACACUCUUUGUAAUUAAUGGAUAAGCAACAUCCUUUCUUUACUAUGGAAACAUUCCGUUCUUUAACA
Messenger RNA from Setaria italica (foxtail millet), 2612 nucleotides. RefSeq names its product phosphoinositide phosphatase SAC7. The transcript has 18 exons. Gene Ontology annotation, molecular function: phosphatidylinositol-4-phosphate phosphatase activity. Gene Ontology annotation, biological process: phosphatidylinositol dephosphorylation. The record is from RefSeq and is a predicted model, not a curated record. NCBI's taxonomy places the organism in Eukaryota, Viridiplantae, Streptophyta, Magnoliopsida, Poales, Poaceae. Gene Ontology annotation, cellular component: endoplasmic reticulum. The coding region runs from base 1 to 1794 and encodes 597 amino acids.